Messenger RNA from Ordospora colligata OC4, 1017 nucleotides. RefSeq lists its product as uncharacterized. The record is from RefSeq and is a predicted model, not a curated record. NCBI's taxonomy places the organism in Eukaryota, Fungi, Microsporidia, Ordosporidae. Bases 1 to 1017 code for a protein of 338 amino acids. The transcript has a single exon.
AUGAACGAACAAGUGAACAUAAUUGAAAAUGCAAAUAAAGUCAUGGAUGAAUCAAACGACAACACAAGUGAAGGCGAAACUUACACAACGAAGAUAGCGGGUUUUAUGAAGAUGUGUUACUCUAAAACAGUGGAGUACGUUUACAUGUUUGUUGGAACAUACAUAAGCACAGUAAAGGAGGAUCAUGAUGACAAUAUUAAAUCAGAAACACUCGAUAAGCAGGAUAAAGAGGAAGUGGAAGAGAAAAAACUAAGCAAUCGCAUAAAAACAAUACACAUAAAAGAGAUCAUCGUAAUAUGUGCUGGUUGGGUCCCUGUGGCCUUAGAACUCAUGCUGCAUAAAGGCAUUUUUAUAAAAAUUCCAUCAAUUUUGAUGUAUUUGUUGUUUGCAGCAACAGCCGUCUUGAUAUCUGGGCUCGAUAUACACAGCAAUUACGGUAAGUUAAAGGAAGGAGGUAUUUGGGAUGCAAUCUCUACGGAAAAUAUGCUUUUGGUGAUUGAGAUAGUGGCAAUCAUUGUUUCUAUAGCAUCGUUUGCAGAUGCAUGGAGGAGAAAAAAAUCAAAUGUCGCAAUUGAUAUUAAGAAGCUUUCAUCAAUUGCUAUGAUGAUAUAUCUUUCAAGACUUCCACGAAAGCUUAUGAGACUCAAGACCUGCGACUAUCCAUUACGCAUGAUUACUUUCCCAAUCGCUUGUGUGGCUAUUUUGUCCAUAAUUAGCGUUGCUGCAUUCGCAUCUGAUAGGUUCUCACCAUACUAUCCAAUGAUUUGUCUUUGUGUGUCUACAAUAAUGCUAUUAAAUAAUGCAGUGAGAGAUACAGAAAUCGACAGUGAUGAAGAUAAUACACAUGAUGUGAAGAAGUAUUUGAAACAGAACAAGCAUGCCGUAAUCAACGUGGUUGCAACAAUUCUUGCAAUCCUAACCAUCUAUGGAUUAUACAAGAUCAACAUUGAUGUCUUUAGUGCUCUUAAAACUUCAAGUAUGGACUUCAAACAAGAAGGAGAAUAUUAUGAUCUCUAA